AGCACAGGAAGAUUGAGAAAGAUUUAUGGGAAAGUUCAAAAGGGUAUGUGUCUUCUGUGGGAGCAAUUCAGGGUACAGACAGAUUUUUAGUGAUGCAGCUCUUGAUCUUGGUGGACAACUGGUUGAAAGGAAGAUGGAUUUGGUUUAUGGCGGAGGAAGUAUUGGGCUGAUGGGGUUGAUUGCUCAAACAGUUUAUGAUGGGGGAUGCCAUGUUCUAGGAGUUAUCCCAACUGCUCUUCUUUCUGUAGAGAUCUCAGGCCAUGCAGUGGGAGAAGUGUUGAUUGUGUCAGAUAUGCAUGAAAGAAAGGCAGAGAUGGCACGACAAGCUGAUGCUUUCAUUGCCCUACCUGGAGGUUAUGGAACAAUGGAAGAGUUGCUUGAGAUGAUAACAUGGUCUCAGCUUGGCAUCCAUGACAAACCUGUGGGGCUGUUGAAUAUUGAUGGAUAUUAUGAUUUCUUGUUGGGGUUGUUCGACAAAGGCGUAGAAGAAGGAUUCAUCAACCCUUCUGCAAGGAACAUUGUCAUAUCUGCAGAUAACGCUAGAGAUCUGAUGCAGAAGAUGGAGGAGUAUGUACCAAAGCAUGAGCAAGUGACACCAACACAAAGCUGAAACGUAGGGGGCCAUGACCGCCAGAGUUUAUAGCAGUUUGAUUUCUGACGUUGUUUCUUGAUCCUGUUAAGGAAAAAGUUGUUUGCUGCAAGUGCAUGAUUUAACACAAACAAAGUUCUGUUAAUUUCUGAAGGUAGUCUGGUUUGCAAGCUGCUCCAGAAAGUUGGCUUUAUCUUUGCCUAUGUAUUUGGAUGGCAGAGGAUCAGCAAUUGUUUCCUCAACGGCUUAAUCAAUUAAUGUGUUGAAAAGCACUGAAUCAAAAAAAUGAUAUUUGCAGAUGAUGAACAUGAUUUUUACAUCAAAAUCCUGUCGGGGAAGUCAAGUUAUGGCUUACUAAUGUGGACUUCAAAGUUUCUUUGCAUCCUCCUUGGAUGAUAAUAAAGCUGAGAAAUUUUG
Messenger RNA from Rubroshorea leprosula, 1006 nucleotides. NCBI's taxonomy places the organism in Eukaryota, Viridiplantae, Streptophyta, Magnoliopsida, Malvales, Dipterocarpaceae. The record is from the annotation of a GenBank genome assembly.